This is a messenger RNA of Zootoca vivipara (common lizard), 852 nucleotides long. It is a transcript of the gene NKX1-2, whose product is annotated as NK1 homeobox 2. Gene Ontology annotation, cellular component: nucleus. Gene Ontology annotation, molecular function: RNA polymerase II cis-regulatory region sequence-specific DNA binding; DNA-binding transcription factor activity, RNA polymerase II-specific. NCBI's taxonomy places the organism in Eukaryota, Metazoa, Chordata, Lepidosauria, Squamata, Lacertidae. Gene Ontology annotation, biological process: regulation of transcription by RNA polymerase II; cell differentiation. The record is from RefSeq and is a predicted model, not a curated record.
AUGCUGGACUGUCCGGAGAGUGGGGCCAAAGGAGCCCCCAUCCACACGAAGAUCUCCUUCUCCAUCCUAGACAUCCUGGAUCCUCAGAAAUUUACCAGGAAGAGCAACCCAGCAGCAGGGAGAAGGGAGAGCUUCCCCCACGCGGGGCAGCGGGAGAAAAGUUUGGGAAGAGUUGACGCGGAAAGGCACCCGAGCAGCAGGAGGAAUAAACUAGAGGCAUAUCAUGAUGGCAGCAGCAGCGCAGAGAGCGAAGCGGCCGCCCUGGAGGCACCGGAGCACGAGGAGCCGGGCCGGGACGGCGGCCGCUUGGCAACGGGCCCCGCGCCGCUCCAUUCGCCCGACUUCCCUCCCUCCUCGUCGUCGGACCUGGACGAUCCCGGCUCGCCUCUGCCACCUCCGUCGUCCAAGAGGCGCAGAGCGGAGCCCAGCUGCGCCAAGCCUCGCCGGGCCCGAACGGCCUUCACUUACGAGCAGCUGGUGGCUCUGGAGAACAAGUUCCGAGCCACGCGGUACCUAUCGGUGUGCGAGCGCCUCAACCUGGCCCUGUCGCUCAGCCUGACCGAGACGCAGGUCAAAAUCUGGUUCCAGAACCGAAGGACCAAAUGGAAGAAACAGAACUCCGGAGGCGACGGCGCUGCGCAGCCUGGGAACAGCGCCUUGCCCGCGGGAGGAGAUGGCAGCCCCAGUCCGCCAGGCCCCAGCAGCCUGGCCUACCAGACUUUCCCCUCGUACGCCUCGGCCAACGUCCUCUUCCCCGGGGCAGCUCCCCUUCCUCUGGCUGCAGGAGGGGGACCCUUUCCCUCCUUUUUUAGCCCCACGUACCUGGCCCCCUUUUAUACCCCUCACCUAUAA